Molecule: messenger RNA, 4467 nt
Organism: Brassica napus (rape)
Lineage: Eukaryota; Viridiplantae; Streptophyta; Magnoliopsida; Brassicales; Brassicaceae
Product: AP2-like ethylene-responsive transcription factor PLT1
Exons: 9
Coding region: 2439-4142 (567 amino acids)
Biological process (GO): regulation of DNA-templated transcription
Molecular function (GO): DNA binding; DNA-binding transcription factor activity
Source: RefSeq, a predicted model, not a curated record
CAUAAUAAAGCAGAUAGUACGUUUGAGAAAAACUAUAUAUAUAUAUAUAUAUAUUCUAUACAAUAUUUUGCGCAUAGCACAGUGAAUACUAAACUGUAUUUGUGGCAUAACAAAAUUUCACUUGUGAAAUCAAGUUUCACUUUUGAACAAAAAAAGAAAUCAAGUUUGGUUGUUGUCAUACAAAAAAAAAUCAAGUUUGGUGCACAUGCACAUAUUCACAUAUACAAUUAGAAUACCUAGAUACUGAUAGAUAAUAUAAUAUGACAUUAAUGUUAAUGGAUGACACAAAGGCAUGCGAUUAAACAAAGGGCUGGCUCCUAGCACAAUACAAUCUCCUAGUGUGCAAAGGACAUAAGCAAUAAUAACUUUUAAACUUAAAUAUAAUGUUUAUGUUUAAUUUGAAUUUAGUUAAUUAACAAGGACUCUUCCUUUUGACGGGUGCGAAGACCGAUUAAGCGGUCAACAGAUUUUAACUCGGGGAAGCAAAAACAAAUUCCCCCGCCCCCACCAAUUUCACGAUAUUUUAAUUUACUUCAUACUACUUCCUAUUAACAAUUAGACGAAGAUAUUUUAUCUUGUACAUCUCUUCUGCAAGUUUCUCUAUUUGAACGAAAUUUCACGUUAACUCUCUCUCUUUCCAUAUGUGAUUUAAAUAUUAAUAAGUUUGCUUUUAUAUUAUUUCAUGAACGUACACAUGCAUAAGAGAGAAUUCGGGGAUCUACAAUAUUUAUCGCCUCUUUACAGUAACCCAUUUCCUGUAUUGUAUAAAUUAUCUUUGAUUUAUACGUGAAUGUAUGCAUGUAUGUUUAGUUAUAUACGUAGAUGUACAUUUAAACAGAUUGGUCAAAUGGUAAUUAAGACUAAGAGGUACUAGUAAUUUGCAGAGUGGGAAUGCUGGGCUUUGAGGAGUCAUGAAUCGCAUUAAACGAGGACGUGAGUUCCCAUAAUCCUAGUGGGGAUUUAGAGAGAGAGAGAGAGAGAGAGAGAGAGAGAGAGAUGGAAAAUUGGAGUUAGAGACUUAAAUCUGCUUUUAGAAAACUGAAUAGCAUUAAUUAUUUUAUUGUACAAUGAAAUUUAGUUUGCCUCUUAGGGUUGGAAUUUUCCGGUUGGAGUCUUGGGUUUUGUCUUACUACAUGAAACUGAGAUAUCUCUCAUUAUACUCUUGAUGUAUUUUAAGAGAGAGAUAGAGAUGUUUUAAUAGUAAGCCACGCAGAUGCGUACAAUUUUUUGUUUAAAACCAUGUUGUGGUGGCUUAAUGGUUUCCGCUAGAGGAGGAAUUGUCCUGUUGGUUCAGGUCAGGAAUCGAUUCCCUUCUAGUGCGAAAUCAUUAGUUCCAUAUGUGGCCACGCGGUUAUGGGUCUAUAUUUAUGGUCCAUUUAAAUAUCUGGAAAAUAAUCCAUAUGUGUAUUGCACCUCUCAUCUGGAGGUUAGGUUUGUGUCUUUAAUAAAUCCGGUUUAAUCCUUUUAAGUUACGAAAAAAGAUUAUAUGCAUACAUAUAUAGAAUAUACUAUUUAUACAAAACCGUUACGUGCCAGACCUCGUUACGAUGUUUUCAUUGCAUAUAUCCAUUACUACAUACUCUCCCUAUAUUCGUUUCAAUAAAAUUAUCCUUGAAAGUUUAAUAGUUUCAACUUUCAAGGCUCAAAAGAACAAAUUUAACUGUUUCAAAAUAUAUGUGGUUUUCUAAUUGUAAUGUAUUUUUUUUGUCACAGACACUUAUUCUUACAAUUGCCAAAAUUUAUGACCUAAACACGCACUAAUAUGUUUAGUUUUAGUAUAUUUAGUAAGGUUACGAAUUCUAGUAAAAAGUGUCGAAGGGAAGAAAUAUUUUUAGAUAAGCUGUUAUUUUAACAUAAUGAGUGUAAGUUUCGUCACCGCAUCAUAAUUCAGAUACAAACUAAAUACGAGUGUGUGUAUUGUGAAAUGCUGUCCUAAUACUUAACAGGUCGUAAUGGUCAUAUAAGAACUAUAAAACAAAUAAUCACAUGAAAGGGAUACCGUAUUAUUAUUUUUUCUCAAAGCCAUAAAUAUUAUAUAUCAACUCUUACAAUAAUAUUCUAAUGAGAUAAAAUCCAUUUAAUUAAACGGGUCUCUCAAAGCUUCUAUGGCCUUCCUCUGUAUUCAUCUUUCACAAAUAUCUUAUUUUUUUUUGUUAAAACCCUAAAAGUACCAGAGUUUCCAGAUUUUAAAAAGAGAGAGAGACUUCACCAAUAUAUAAAGCAGAAGAAGAUCUCGACCUACAUAUACAUAUUCUCCAAUCUUUGGAAAGUAGUCUUGAUCAUUUAUUUCUCUUUCCCCAAUCCUUGAUUGUUGAGUCUUCCUUUCUUCUUUGAUUGGCGUAGAGCUUGGUAUAUUGAUUAUACCAAAGUGGGUAGCUGCAAUAAAGUGAUUGAUUAACCCAAACACAAAACAAACAGAUUUGACUCAAAAACGGAAAAUGAAUUCAAACAACUGGCUUGGCUUUCCCCUUUCACCAAACCAGUCUUCUUUGCCUCCUCACGAAUACAACCUUGGCCUGGUCAGCGACCAUAUGGACAACCCUUUCCAUACACAAGAGUGGAGUAUGAUCAAUCCACACGGCGGAGGAGAAGGAGGAGAGGUUCCCAAGGUGGCUGAUUUUCUCGGUGUGAGCAAACCAGACGAAAACCAAACCGACCACCUCGUAGCAUACAACGACUCAGACUACUACUUCCAUACCAACAGCUUGAUGCCUAGCGUCCAAUCAAACGACGUCGUCGUAGCUUGUGACUCUAACACUCCUAACAAUAGCUAUGAGCUUCAAGAGAGUGCUCACAAUCUACAGUCAUUGACUUUGUCCAUGGGGACCACCGGUGGUAAUAACGCCGCAGCCAAAGCUUCGCCGUCGGAGGCCACCGGCGAUAACACUAGCAGUGGUGCACUAGCCGUUGUUGAGACGGCCACGCCUAGACGUGCUUUGGACACUUUUGGACAACGAACCUCGAUAUAUCGUGGUGUCACAAGGCAUCGAUGGACCGGUCGAUAUGAAGCUCACCUGUGGGAUAAUAGUUGUAGAAGAGAAGGCCAGUCUAGGAAAGGAAGACAAGUUUACUUGGGUGGGUAUGACAAAGAAGAUAAAGCAGCAAGAUCAUAUGAUCUAGCCGCACUUAAGUACUGGGGUCCCUCGACUACUACUAAUUUCCCGAUAACUAACUACGAAAAAGAAGUAGAGGAAAUGAAGCACAUGACGAGACAAGAGUUCGUGGCGGCUAUUAGAAGGAAAAGUAGUGGAUUCUCACGAGGCGCUUCGAUGUAUCGAGGAGUUACAAGGCAUCACCAACAUGGAAGAUGGCAAGCAAGGAUCGGCCGAGUCGCCGGAAACAAAGACCUCUACUUGGGAACUUUUAGCACUGAGGAAGAAGCAGCAGAAGCUUAUGAUAUAGCCGCGAUAAAGUUCAGAGGACUCAACGCAGUGACCAACUUCGAGAUCAACCGGUACGAUGUGAAAGCCAUCCUAGAGAGCAGCACUCUUCCCAUAGGAGGAGGCGCGGCUAAGCGGCUCAAAGAAGCUCAGGCUCUUGAGUCUUCAAGGAAACGCGAGGCGGAGAUGAUAGCCCUUGGUUCAAGUUUCCAAUAUGGUGGUGGCUCGAGCUCAGGAGGCUCUGGCUCCAGCUCAUCAAGGAUUCAGCUUCAACCUUACCCUCUAAGCAUUCAACAACCAUUGGAGCCUUUUCUAUCUCUACAGAACAAUGACAUCUCUCACUAUAAUACCAAUGCUCAUGAUGCUUCCUCCUUUAAUCACCAUAGCUAUAUCCAGACGCAGCUUCAUCUUCACCAACAAACCAACAAUUACUUGCAGCAACAAUCGAGUCAGAACUCGCAGCAGCUCUAUAACGCUUAUCUUCAAAGCAAUCCGGCUUUGCUUCAUGGUCUUGUCUCUACCUCAAUCGUUGACAAUAACAAUGGAGCAUCUAACGGUAGCUACAACACAGCGGCAUUUCUUGGGAACCACGGCAUUGGUAUUGGGUCGAGCUCCACCGUUGGAUCUACCGAGGAGUUUCCAACUGUUAAAACAGACUAUGAUAUGCCUCCGAGUGAUAGCACAGGAGAGUACGGUGGUUGGACUGGUGAGCCUGUUCAGGGGUCGAAUCCUGGUGGUGUUUUCACUAUGUGGAAUGAGUGAAAAUGGAUCUGUUUCUUGCGGCACAAGGAAAUAGGUCUGUAUUAGUAACUAUUUUAUCGUUAUUCUGUUUUUCUUUCCUAGUCUUGGAAGUUAUAUUAGAAGGGACUUUUGGUAGAAGAAUUUAGGUAACGCAACUGGUUCAUUUAAAAUUUACGGCGAAGGUGUUGAUUCUCGGACACUGGUUAAAUGGUUCUUGAGGGAGGGUUUUAUGGGUACUCAGUUGAGUUUAAGAGUACCCAAUUUUUGUUUAAGGCUAACCCUUUGGACUAAUUUCCAAACUUGUAGUUCAUUGAUUUAUAAUCUAUAUUUCCUCUAGUUCUUAUUA